AUGGAUGGAAAUGCCCCAGUCCCGGAGGUCUCUGAACUGAAUACACGGCCGGGAAUAGUUGCAUCUGCGUCAUAUGACUCUCCCCAGAGACACAGACGGCGAGAUCCUAGAGCAAAGCGUCCAGUGAAGGAAACACUGGAUGCCCGCUCUGAAUACUAUACCAGUCAAGAUGACGGUACUGCAGAGCAUCGUAUUAACCAAUAUGUGAUCAAGCAAGAGAUCGGGCGAGGCUCCUUCGGCGCCGUCCAUUUGGCAGCAGACCGGGCUGGUAAUGAAUAUGCUGUCAAAGAGUUCUCCAAGUCGAGGCUCAGGAAGCGUGCACAGUCGCAUCUACUGCGACGACCCAGGGGACCAAGACGACCCGGUACGGACUUCAACUCGCCUUUGCACCGUCAUCCUUCAGGGGACGAUACUGAAAAUGGUAAGAAUCCGUUGUAUCUGAUCAAAGAGGAGAUUGCCAUCAUGAAGAAAUUGAAUCACCAUAACCUGGUGUCGCUGAUCGAGGUCCUGGACGACCCGUCGGAAGACUCUCUCUAUAUGGUCAUGGAAAUGUGCAAGAAAGGCGUGAUCAUGAAGGUUGGAUUGGAAGAAAGGGCAGAUCCAUACGAUAACGAGCAUUGUCGGUGUUGGUUCCGCGAUUUGAUCCUGGGCAUUGAGUACCUGCAUGCACAGGGCAUCGUCCAUCGUGAUAUCAAACCGGAUAACUGUUUGGUCACUAAUGACGAUGUGCUCAAGGUGGUUGACUUUGGUGUGUCGGAGAUGUUCGAAAAGAAUUCGGACAUGUUUACUGCCAAGUCGGCUGGAUCACCAGCGUUUCUUCCACCAGAGUUAUGCGUCGUCAAACAUGGUGAUGUCUCAGGAAAGGCAACGGACAUUUGGUCUAUGGGAGUGACUCUAUAUUGUCUUCGAUAUGGAAAGCUACCAUUUGAGAAGCACAACAUUUUCGAGCUGUACGAUAGUAUCAGGGGUGACCAUCUUGUUUGUGAGAACGAGGAGGAUCAAUCGUUCAAAGAUUUGAUGGAACGGAUCUUGGAGAAAGAUCCAGAGAAGCGGAUCGACAUGUUUGGGUUGCGAGACCAUCCUUGGGUAACGAAAGAUGGAACUGAUCCUUUGCUGUCAUUUGAGGAUAACACAUCGCAAAUCAUUGCACCGCCAACGGAGGAAGAGAUGGAAAGUGCCAUUACAACCACAAUGGGUCAUCUUAUGACGAUGAAAGCCGUCAAGAAGUUCAAACGAUUGACGGAUCCGACGAAAACAAGCGCACCCCAGACUCCGAUGCAGAGUAUUCUCGGCGGUGACGAGUCCUACUUCGUCGAGCCCCCGAUGGAAAUGGACCCGGACGAGCCUUUUCCUGCAGUCGGUGAACCAGGUCUUGGUCUUGGAGCAGGCGUUCGAAAAGCCUUCAGACACCCAUUCGCUGGUUUCCGCGAACCUCAACCAGGAUCAAGCCACUCAACCAGCUUUUCAUCACGGCAAAGCACAAGCAGCCAACGACCCGACAUUGUUGAGACACGAUCAGGCCAUGCAUCCCCGGCUCUAUCACGCACCAAUUCCGCGGCAAAACGCAGCAUGGAAGGAACGAGGGGCCAUGCUCGUGAUCCCUUAGAGGAGGAAUUCCCGUUCCUCUUCAUUGGGCCAUCCACAUAUACGGGCUCACACGAAGUAAGGGACGAGCCCGCUCAGGUAUUCGCAGAGCCGGAUGCCCUCGAUCAAGAACAAGAGCUAGAGGAAGAGCCUGAGCCUAUGGUGAGUGAAUCACCUGGCGCAGCGGAAUUCGACAUCUACGAGACGGCGUAUCGCUCGGAACUGGAGCGCAUCAAGCAGGGCCUGGAAGAUAAGAACACCGGUCCCAAGGUAUAUCUGAAUCGACGCGUGGAGAACAAAGAUGAGGUCAUGAGACUGGCCAAGGAAAAGGCCUUGGAUCUGCAAAUUGGCCAGAAGUUUGCGUUGGCUUCUAGGAGGGCGGGAUCUGCUCUUGGAUCUGCUGUCAAUGCCUUCCGCUCCAUGCCAAAGAGGCAGGCAGAUCAAGAAGAUACGGAGGAGGGGUUAGACAACCCCGAGCCUAAACGCCCUUCUGUUUCUGGAGCUGAGCCUCGGCCUCAACCGCUUGAGGCAGAGGGUGUUUUCUCCACCGGGGAGGAUUCAAAGGGUCACCUGCGGGAGAUCCUUGACGCGAAUAAGUAG
Molecule: messenger RNA, 2184 nt
Organism: Penicillium salamii
Lineage: Eukaryota; Fungi; Ascomycota; Eurotiomycetes; Eurotiales; Aspergillaceae
Source: the annotation of a GenBank genome assembly